This is a messenger RNA of Bipolaris zeicola 26-R-13, 312 nucleotides long. RefSeq lists its product as uncharacterized. Lineage: Eukaryota; Fungi; Ascomycota; Dothideomycetes; Pleosporales; Pleosporaceae. The record is from RefSeq and is a predicted model, not a curated record. Bases 1 to 312 code for a protein of 103 amino acids. The transcript has a single exon.
AUGAAGACUGGUGGCAAAAAGAAAAAAAACGAUCAAAUCCCCAGGAACGGUAUCCUAGUAUUUUUUUUCCUGCAAACACCUGCAGUAGUAUUUGGUCUGGUCGGCAUUGGCGAGGAGCAGCUACACCUAGUUCUACGCUUGAAUCCUGAUUCCAGGCCCACGACUAGGAAUGGAGCAUAUUACCCUUUCAUCUAUUUUGCUGCAGCAGGCCCACCUUUGGGUGGUGCAUGGAGGAGCGGCACGUCGCUUCCUUCCGCGGACCUGCUGUACCGGGUGCCUGGUCUUCAUGUGUUUGCAUGCAUGAGGUACUGA